Cucurbita maxima (winter squash) is the source of this 1102-nucleotide messenger RNA. RefSeq names its product nifU-like protein 2, chloroplastic. NCBI's taxonomy places the organism in Eukaryota, Viridiplantae, Streptophyta, Magnoliopsida, Cucurbitales, Cucurbitaceae. Gene Ontology annotation, biological process: iron-sulfur cluster assembly. Gene Ontology annotation, cellular component: mitochondrion; chloroplast stroma. Gene Ontology annotation, molecular function: iron-sulfur cluster binding; iron ion binding. The record is from RefSeq and is a predicted model, not a curated record. The coding region runs from base 194 to 871 and encodes 225 amino acids. The transcript is spliced from 4 exons.
GAGGAAAGAGGAAAGAAGAAAGGACCGAACAUUGUAAGGCGGCGAAAGGUUAAAACACUGUUUGUUUGUUCAUAUUUCCCCGCGUUUUUCACCUCUCCUUCGCUCAUUUACGCCUUCGAUUUUCUCAAUCUCUUCAUCCAUUCUUGUCGAAAUCAUCUCUAUUGCUAAAGAAGGAACCCCGAUUGAAUUCAAUAUGCAUGCCGUGGUUUUGAAUUCCUCCCCUUGCGCCAGAGCUCCGCAAACCCUUGGAACUCCUUGUUUACGUAGCUUCAAGAUUUCGACCUUAUUAUUUGCCCACUGCAGUCCUCUUUGGAGGAGAUCAUCUCGUUCCCUUCGUAAUCGAUUGCUGUCUAACUCACGUAGCCAAGUUAUUAGAGCUGUUGCAACUCCCGAUUCGGCACUGGAAUUGCCACUGACGGCAGAAAAUGUUGAAAGUGUGUUGGAUGAGGUUCGACCGUAUCUUAUUGCAGAUGGUGGAAAUGUAGCAUUACAUGAAAUAGAUGGAAAUGUUGUACGGUUGAAGCUACAAGGAGCAUGCGGCUCAUGUCCGAGUUCUGUUAUGACCAUGAAGAUGGGAAUUGAACGGCGUUUGAUGGAGAAGAUCCCUGAAAUAGUUGCAGUGGAACCAGUAGCGGAUGAAGAAACUGGAUUGGAGCUCAACGAGGAAAAUAUAGAGAAGGUACUGGAAGAGAUAAGACCUUACCUUGUUGGGGCGGCGGGAGGGUCUCUUGAACUUGUGGGUAUCGAGGAGCCAAUAGUUAAGGUUAGGAUCACAGGGCCGGCCGCUGGGGUCAUGACAGUUCGUGUGGCUGUUACACAGAAAUUAAGAGAGAAGAUACCAGUGAUUGCGGCAGUUCAACUUUUGUCAUAAUGAAUUUACAGAACACAAUUGUAAUGAGGGAUUGUAUUGUGUAUAGUUCUUCAUUAUUCUGCUCUUCAUAACAAUAGAAUAUGUGUAUAAUGGUUGCAUUGAGGUUUCUUGUCUGUUGUUGGUGCUGUAUUUAUGUAAGAAGGUAGCCUCAUGUAACUUUUUAUAUGAUUUUCAAGGGAAGGCACAAAUAAUUUCAAUUACAAUGAAUGAAUUAGCUUUAGCUUCUGUUUA